GGUCGCUGGCCCGCGCGCAGGCUCGCGUCGCGGCCGCCGGGGGCUUUGGCAAGCCGCGGUGCGGGCCUGCGAGCUGGGUCUGCAGCAGCUUCUUACACCACCUGCCCGUUUUGUGUGGCCGGCGGGGCGAGGCCGGGCAGCGUGCGAGGGAGGCGGCGGCUGCCUCCGGCGGAGGCGGAGGUGCGGCGGGGUGGGGGCCGCCGACUUCACAGACAUCGGGCCGGCCCGCGCCUUUGCAGUGUGCUCCAUGCAUCCGGAGCCCGCCCCGCCCCCGAGCAGCAACAGCCCCGAGUUUCCCCUCAGCGGCGGCAGCACCACUAGCGGCAGCCGCCGGAGCCGCCGCCUCAGCGGGGACGGGGAGCCGCCGGGGUCCCCGCCGCCGCCGCCGCCGCCGCCACCCGCCGUCACCUACCCGGACUGGAUCGGCCAGAGUUACUCCAAGGUGAUGAGCCUCAACGAGCACUCGAUGCAGGCGCUGUCCUGGCGCAAACUCUACUUGAGCCGCGCCAAGCUCAAAGCCUCCAGCCGGACCUCGGCUCUGCUCUCCGGCUUCGCCAUGGUGGCGAUGGUGGAGGUGCAGCUGGACGCUGACCACGACUACCCGCCGGGGCUGCUCAUUGCCUUCAGCGCCUGCACCACAGUGCUGGUGGCCGUGCACCUGUUUGCACUCAUGAUCAGCACCUGCAUCCUGCCCAACAUCGAGGCGGUGAGCAAUGUGCACAACCUCAACUCGGUCAAGGAAUCACCCCAUGAGCGCAUGCAUCGCCACAUCGAGCUGGCCUGGGCCUUCUCCACUGUCAUCGGCACACUGCUCUUCCUGGCUGAGGUGGUGCUGCUCUGCUGGGUCAAGUUCUUGCCCCUCAAGAAGCAGCCAGGCCAGCCACGGCCCACUAGCAAGCCCCCGGCCGGUGGCGCUGCUGCCAAUGUCAGCAGCGGCAGCACCAGUGGCAUCACCCCAGGCCAGGCAGCUGCCAUCGCCUCCACCACUAUCAUGGUCCCCUUUGGCCUGGUCUUCAUCGUCUUUGCCGUCCACUUCUACCGCUCGCUGGUCAGCCAUAAGACGGACCGACAGUUCCAGGAGCUCAACGAGCUGGCCGAGUUUGCCCGCUUGCAGGACCAGCUGGACCACAGAGGGGACCACCCCUUGACGCCCGGCAGCCACUAUGCCUAAGCCCUCGCGGGUCUGGGCCCUUCAGAGCUUUGGCCUUACACCCUUUCCCAUGACCUUGUCCUGCCCCAACCUCAAGGACCGCCUGUGCAGGGGGAUCGGCUUCACUCAGGGGGCAGAGAGUGAAGGGAAGAGGCUUUUUGUAAAAGAAAUUAUUGCACUUUGAAACUUUCCUCUAAGAGAAUAAGCACUUCCUGUUCUUCCAGCUCCAAAUCCACCUCCUGUUAGGAGGCUGUGGGGGCCAGCGUAGGGACAGAUGCUGCCUUUGUCCCUCCUCCUCCCCAUGCCAGUGCCACCUGGAUGCUUCCUGUCCUUUCUGUCUUGACCUCCCCGUUCAGCGGAGAGAGUGUGUGUGUGUCUGUGUGUGUGUGUGUGAACACAUAAAUAUACUCAUAAGGGACA
Cynocephalus volans (Philippine flying lemur) is the source of this 1570-nucleotide messenger RNA. Its product is annotated as calcium release-activated calcium channel protein 1. The record is from RefSeq and is a predicted model, not a curated record. NCBI's taxonomy places the organism in Eukaryota, Metazoa, Chordata, Mammalia, Dermoptera, Cynocephalidae. Bases 248 to 1171 code for a protein of 307 amino acids. Gene Ontology annotation, cellular component: membrane. The transcript has 2 exons. Gene Ontology annotation, molecular function: store-operated calcium channel activity. Gene Ontology annotation, biological process: store-operated calcium entry.